AUGCAACAAAGAGUGGCCAUUGUCACCGGCGGAGCGGAUGGUUUCGGCGCCGCCAUCGCAGAUCGAUUCAGCAACGAAGGCUGCCGCGUAAUAAUCCUUGACUUAAACAAUCAGAAAGGGGAAGAGAAAGCUGCCAAUGAUCCGAAUUUGCACUUUCUACUGGGGGACGUGACUCGACAAGACACCUGGAGCCAGGCACUGGCAGUGGCCAGAGAGAGAUUUGGCCGCCUGGAUGUCGUCGUUAACAACGCAGGUAUAACGGGAAGUCAGAGUUCUGUGCACACCAAAGACAUGCUCGAGUACGAACGGACGUUCAACGUGAAUGUCAGACCCAUAUUCUGCAGCGCCCAGGCCAUCGUUCCCUUUAUGAUGGAACAGGGACACGGCGUCUUUGUAAACAUUACCAGCACCGGGUGUACUCGGCCCCGGCCAGGAUUUGCCUUCUACAAUGCCUCCAAGGCAGCAGUGAACGUGGCGACCAAAACUAUGGCGUUGGAAUAUGCACCAACCAUCCGAUUUAAUUGUAUCGCGCCGGCAGUGGGUAAUACGUCCAUGCUACAAGCAAGUACUGGAAACGGAGAGGACUCAAGGGAGCGGCUACAGAAGAUCGAGGACAUGCUGCCAAUGAAGCGAGUCACUCAGCCAACGGACAUAGCAAAUGCGGUAUGGUAUCUGGCGUCCGACCAGAGCUCUUUUGUGACUGGAACGACUCUGGAGGUAGAUGGUGGGCGGGGAGUAUAG
Molecule: messenger RNA, 741 nt
Organism: Aspergillus versicolor CBS 583.65
Lineage: Eukaryota; Fungi; Ascomycota; Eurotiomycetes; Eurotiales; Aspergillaceae
Exons: 6
Coding region: 1-741 (246 amino acids)
Source: RefSeq, a predicted model, not a curated record